GCACGUAGAAAUCGGCUGCUCGUCGUCGCGUGCUGUUCUUGAUUCACGCGCGCACGCACCCAUCGCUUUGCCAUCCCUGCUCUCAGCCGUGUCGUUCAUCACCAUCAACUCCUCCAAAAUCCCAACGAAGCGGUCUGUGAACGGCGGCGAUUAGCACCAUCGUCGACUGCGUUCCUGCAUUCCCCAGUCUCAGCUCGCGUCGUCAACCGCGAAGCGAUUAUCGGCGAUGAGUAGCAGCAGCAGCGGCGGCGGCAUUGGCAGCAGCAAGCAACGGGCAACGUCAAGCUUGGUCCUGGCUUCUUCGCCAUGGCUCCAGCCCGCACUUCGGGCUUUUCUCAUCGGCUACCUACUCGACGCGCUUCCUUCCAUCUUUAAGCAGGUACUCCGCUUCUCCCUUGUAAAUGCAAAGUGCAUUGCCCGGGUCAGGAGGAGGAUCAAGCAGGAGGCAAGGAUCAAGGAAGAUGACGAGCGAGCGCAGCAAGGCCAUCAAUCCUCUUCUCUCAACUCCGCUAUCGGCAUCGUAGUCGAUGGUUCAUCAUCUUCUCGCGCCUCUUCCAGUCCAACGUCGCUCUACCACGAUGGUGUCCUUCCUGUUCUCAAGCAGCUCCCGGCCCUGCUCCAAACUGUGAUGAAGACGGCUCUCGUGGCUCUGGGUCCUCGCGGAACGGCUCUGACGUGCUCGUUGGCCAUGGCAGGCAUGACGAUUCUCGAUCAGACCAUCACCUCGGUCUUGAAUAUAGAGGGUGCCUUGAAGCGACAGGCAUAUGGCCCAAGGCGAAGCGCAAGAGCGAUGGCUAUCGGAAGCACCUUCUUGAGCGCGGCCACGAGCAGUUUCUUGGCUCUCCUCAUGCUGCAACAUGUUGCAGUCACUUCUGCUUCUUCUCGCGGCCCUUCCUCGUCUUCCUCUUCCCCAGUCCCAACGUCCUCCACCACGCGGAAUUCUUCGUCGGCUGCGUCGGCCAAGGCCGUCGGCAUGUUUAAUCCUUUCCGCAGGAGAGACGCGAGAGACAGCAAGCUCCAGCUUCCUACUCCUUUGGCCCCCGGAGGUCACUUUUUGGCCAGAUUGACGACGCUGAGCGUCCCUGCAACACCAAAGGACACAUCUGGAAGCCGAAGCCCUGACUUGAGCGGAGCCAAGAACCUCUCUCCGGUCGAGGGAAAGAAAGACCCCCUAGAAUCAGCCUCUGCAGCGACCAAGGCAUCCUCUUUGCCUUCCUCUCCCUCACAGUCAAGUAGCCGAGUGGACGAGGACGGAACACAAUCGACGCUUGACAUGGCUAGCCCAACGAUCGACCUCACCCUCUUUGCACUUGUCAGGGCAAUGGACACAUUGGUCCGCGCAGCGCCGCUUCUCGUCGCCAAGACCAAGCGAUCCAGGAAAUCAAUCACUCAGCCAGACACACUAAAGGCAGGUCAUCGAUUCACUAUGCCGUUGGGUCCAGCCGCUGGCAUGAGGAGCGAAACAGUCCGCAAUCACCGUCGAGGAACGGUUGCCAAGGGAACCGUCGCCACCAGAGUAUUCUCUGCUCUGGCCGGCCAGCUCAGUUACCAUGCCGAAGGGUUGACGUUUGUCGUGGCAUGUGCCGUCAUCAUGUUCAGCUGGUUCUAUGCGCCAGAAAGACUUCCUCCCUCUUACGUCAAAUGGAUCACCAAUCUCGCCAACAUGGACCACCGCCUUCUGUUGGCCCUGCGUUCGCUGAGAAAGGGCAAGCCGUAUAACUGGGUCUAUGGAGCCCCCAUUGAUCCAGCUUCGGUUGAUCUGCUCGGAUCCUUGUCCGAGUCGCUUGGCUAUCCCUAUGGCUGGGGCGAUCCCUCUCGAAUCCCAAAUACAAAUGAGGAGGCAAGACGCUACAAGGCCGAGGCCAUCACCAAGGCUCGCUCGACGGGAACGACCGAGGUCGACUACGUCCUCGAAGGUGCUGCUGGGCCCCGAGGCAGAGGCGAGAUGGCUGGAAUCCCCUGCGAGAUUGUGCACUGCGGCAUUGGGGGCGCAAAUUGUUAUCUUAAUGCCCUGUACAGGUGGUUGAGGGCUUGGAAGGUCUGCAUGGGCAUCUACGUUCCCGUCCACCUCCUGCCUCGCCUCAUCUUCGACCCAAAGCAAUUUGCCAGAGAGCCUGUCGCGGCCAUCUCAAAGGUGCUCAGAGGAAGUAUGAGGAGUGCUAGCUUUCUUUCGACGUACAUUGCUAGCAUAUGGUUCAUGGUCUGCUUUGGUCGAACUUUGGUCUUGCCACGCCUCUUUCCAUCGGUCUCCUUCAAAUAUUGGGACGGUGGUCUGGGCCCGCUCCUUGGGUCACUCGUGUGCGGAUUCAGCGUCUUCCUGGAAGAAAAACGCAAGAGGGCGGAGAUGGCCUUGUACGUCUGUCCGAGGGCACUCUUCGCGUUGGCAGAAAUCGCUAGGCCAGGCUGGUUGAGCAAGGGCGAAACGGGCGCACUCCACGCCGAAAGGCUCUUCUUUGGGAUGAGCGUCGGCGUAGUCAUUGCAGCUGCGAAGCAUCGUCCUGACCUCCUUCGAGGCAUCACGGCUCUCAUGGCGUGGGUCGUCUCCACACCGAAGGCGGCGAAGGCAAAGGGAAGAGUCACAAAGUAGACGUGCAUGCAUCAUCCUCGAGCCCUCUCUUGCAGCAGAUCUAAUCUGGAAUCAGCAUAUGUUUGAGAUUUGAAGACAACAUCGAAACAGGAGAAGACGGAAGCUAAGCAGGUCGUGGAAGGGAGUAUAAAAAAGUACAUGUUAGAGGGAAUCUUUCGACUAUGGCGGAAGCAUUCUAGCCGCUGCACAUGAGACAAGCCUCCUUG
This is a messenger RNA of Acaromyces ingoldii, 2793 nucleotides long. RefSeq lists its product as hypothetical. The coding region runs from base 227 to 2587 and encodes 786 amino acids. The record is from RefSeq and is a predicted model, not a curated record. NCBI's taxonomy places the organism in Eukaryota, Fungi, Basidiomycota, Exobasidiomycetes, Exobasidiales, Cryptobasidiaceae. The transcript is spliced from 3 exons.